CCUAAACAACCGAGCAAGACAAGCCACUCCGACCAGGUUGGCUGCCCGGCAGGUAUUGGUGAGGGCUCGAGGUAGAUGGUGAGCGGCUGCGGCAGCUGAGGGCAGGUCCGGCCCCCAGACGCAUCAGAGCUCCAAGGACUGCGUGGUGGGAACCCCGCACCGCGCCAGGUCCCCGGCCCCCUGGAUCCGUCGGGGCGCCUCCACCCGGCUGUUAGCAUGAUGUCUUACCUCAAACAACCCCCAUACGGCAUGAAUGGCCUCGGCCUAGCAGGGCCGGCCAUGGACCUGCUGCACCCCUCCGUGGGCUAUCCCGCCACUCCGCGGAAGCAGCGGCGGGAGCGCACAACCUUCACGCGAUCGCAGCUGGACGUGCUGGAGGCGCUCUUCGCCAAGACGCGAUACCCCGACAUUUUCAUGCGCGAGGAGGUGGCGCUCAAGAUCAACUUGCCUGAGUCAAGAGUCCAGGUCUGGUUCAAGAACCGCCGCGCCAAAUGCCGCCAGCAGCAGCAAAGCGGGAACGGGACCAAGAGCCGGCCGGCCAAGAAGAAGUCUUCCCCAGUGCGGGAGAGCUCAGGCUCCGAAAGCAGCGGCCAAUUCACGCCACCUGCUGUGUCCAGCUCGGCCUCGUCCUCUAGCUCGGCGUCCAGCGCCUCCGCCAACCCAGCGGCUGCAGCGGCGGUAGGCCUAGGCGGGAACCCGGCGGUGGCAGCCGCGUCGUCACUGAGCACACCGGCUGCCUCGUCCAUCUGGAGCCCGGCCUCCAUCUCGCCAGGCUCAGCGCCAGCGUCGGUGUCGGUGCCCGAGCCACUGGCCGCGCCUAGCAACGCAUCGUGUAUGCAGCGCUCUGUGGCGGCUGGCGCCGCGUCGGCUGCAGCCUCCUAUCCUAUGUCUUAUGGCCAGGGCGGCAGCUACAGCCAAGGCUACCCUGCACCAUCUUCUUCCUACUUCGGUGGCGUGGACUGCAGCUCAUACCUAGCACCCAUGCACUCACACCACCACCCGCACCAGCUCAGCCCCAUGGCACCCUCCUCAAUGGCGGGCCACCAUCACCACCACCCGCACGCACACCACCCGCUAAGCCAGUCCUCGGGCCACCACCACCAUCAUCACCACCAUCACCACCAGGGCUAUGGCGGCUCCGGGCUCGCAUUCAACUCUGCUGACUGCUUGGAUUACAAGGAACCUGGCGCUGCCACUGCUUCCUCCGCCUGGAAGCUCAACUUCAACUCGACCGAUUGUCUGGACUAUAAGGACCAAGCCUCAUGGCGGUUCCAGGUCUUGUGAGCCCAGGAAUGGAAAGAAAAGAAGAAACGCAACUACCUGCGCCCUCUGUGGUCCCCGUCCUGUUGCUGCUGCUGCACCGCCCGCCUUUGCCUCGGCUUCUCCAGAACUGAAUUUUCACGCCCCCAAAAGAUGCCCAUUGCCUGCACUGCCACCCCCAUCUUUGUGCCAUUUGCUUGGGGGAUGUGCGAACCCGCCAACCACUUAGAGGGGGAUCUGGUGCUUCGGCUUGGCCCACCCGUUCUAUGCGUGGGAGCUGUGUGCUCUCCUCCCCAUCCCCCACCAAACUCCCUAAAUUCCUCUUUGCAGUCUUUUUGGACAGUUGUUACGCACUUGCAGGCCCCAGAGGCUCUUCGUUCUGACCCGCUGUUUGAGCCCAAUACUUUUAUUUAUUCUUCUGGACGCUUGGAGUCAUUAACUGGCGUGUUUCUACCCAUUGGCGUGUUCCCGCACCUACACACUACACCAAAUCCAACCACUAAGUGUUUCUUGAAGACUGCCGCGCCUUCAGCUGCUCUGGGCCGGGCUCCUCGACUGCAAGCCAGAGCUGGCGUUUCUGCUUCCUCCUGGUGGCCGGGGUGCGCGGGGCAAAGCCCGCGGGAGCGCGCCCCCAGCCUCCAGCACUCAAGUGGGCGUCCUGUCCCGCCCCGCGCAGGACUGGCUUGCGCUUCCGCCUUGGCGGGAACGCUGUACAAAGUCGGGUCCGUUCCAGGGGCCACUUAAACUUGUUAGUUACUGUUGAGAACUGAGUAUAUCUCAAGUCUUAGCGCCCAGGAAACAGAACUUUAAGAUAUAUAUAGUAUACAUAUAUAUAUAUAUAUAUA
Molecule: messenger RNA, 2105 nt
Organism: Orycteropus afer afer
Lineage: Eukaryota; Metazoa; Chordata; Mammalia; Tubulidentata; Orycteropodidae
Gene: OTX1
Product: orthodenticle homeobox 1
Biological process (GO): multicellular organism development; regulation of transcription by RNA polymerase II
Cellular component (GO): nucleus
Molecular function (GO): RNA polymerase II cis-regulatory region sequence-specific DNA binding; DNA-binding transcription factor activity, RNA polymerase II-specific
Source: RefSeq, a predicted model, not a curated record